AUGGCCCCCAGCGGUCUAGUAAUCACCAAGCUCGCCGCUCAAAUCUCCGCAGAUGAUGAGUUGGCGCAUACUCUGCUCUGCCUAAAAAUCAGCUUACCCCGCGAUGUCGACCACAAACAGACGGGUCGAUGGGUACUACUCAGCAGUGGCGGACACAGGCUCGUCUCUGAGCCACAGAUCCAUUCCCUUCCCCUCGCACCUACAAUCGUUUUUCAGGCAGACCAGAUACGCACCGCCGCCCUCCUUCUCUCCCUUUCACCCGAAUCGUCAAAGUCACUCGACCAGCCUGGUACCCGGCCCGCGAUAGACAUUGACGCAGCGAGUGGUCAAGUCUACAUCUCGGUCGAUCAUCCGGCACCUCGAAGAAGGCGAGAGAGCGUAGCUCUGGCAUCACCUGGCGUAUCCGGAGGAAGAAGGGAGUUCCUGGUCGUUCUGGAGCUCGAGCAAGAUGUGGAGGAUGCUGGAGGCUGGUUGAAGCUCAAUCUGACUACACCUAAAUGUCUUGACAACAUCCUUCGCUUCCAAUGCCUUCCCCCACGAGCGUCCUCGUCAACAUCGAAUGGCGAGGUCAGCAUCGUCACCGAACCGAAGAUCCUCCCUGUACCCGCCUCAACCUUCUCGCCAAGCUCAAAGUCAAGGCCGACACGCGCCAGGAAAGUAGAAGAGGACGAGUGGGAGGAUGGGGAGUCGUUGGGUCCGGAGGAUAUCGACAGCGAUAGUAGCGAGGAGGAAGGGAGCGGGAAUUGGCUCGAAGGCAGAUUCCAAAGCACCGAGUCUCUACGCCUGGAAUGGUCUUUCGGAUCGACACUCUCGGCCAUACCAUCUCUACACCUUCUACACCUUACUCCCAAGUGGGACACCCGCCAUCCCUAUAUCGAAGUCGACUAUCAAGCGACGCUCUCGCCAGGAUCGUAUCAACCCUUCGAAGUUGAGCUUCCCAACGGGUGGGGCUGGUCGGACCUGCAGAUCGAGGGUGAUGGUCUCGCUGCUUGGUACUGCCGAGACAGCGACUGGUGGGAUCCGCUCCUCUGCGCCGCCUCCCCCGCAGCAGAUCCCAACCUGUCGGACACAACGGACCGACCGGACGAGGACUCCUUUGCCACUGUCCGGGCUCGGAAGAACCUUCCUCUCGCUCGGACACUCCCCUCUCUCUCACGCUCAGGCUCAGGCGCAAGUCUCAUGCGCCAGCCCCUUCCUCAGCCUGAUCCUAGCUUUGACGAGUUCUCCUUCGAGCUCAGCAAUGCGCCGGCACCCGUCACGCCGGCGAGUCUGCGCAAGAAUGCCCUGCUCUCUCGUUCGGUCGACAAGGCCCCGUUGGCGGUCUCGCUUGCUCGCCCGGCGCCUGGUCGGUCGUUCGAGCUGGUUUUCGCGGAAGACACGGAGGAGGCGAAUAUCAGGAUAUCUGGAAAGCUCGUUCCGCUUUCCAGAAAUCUGCUCGUGUCGCCCUCGGUCCCCAUCGCCGUCCCAGUCUUCCACAUUGGCGAGCAUACGGCCCAAUGCCAUUUGACCUACCCAAACGCGGCGGCACAGCUCAUCGGCACCCAAAGCUCCCCCACCUUCUCCUGGCCGGACGUCCCUUCACAUCGUCCCCUGCCGGUCCAGGGAGAAAUCGCCAUUUCGCUCCCCUUCCCGACCACGUCAGCGUCGACGAUGACGGUGUCGUUCCCUUGGCCGAAACCGGCGACCGAGGUUGGGUUCUUCUUCGCGUCCGCUGCAGAUGCGGCGGACGGGGUCAAGAUCGCCAAGGCGACGAUGAGGGGCCGGGCUCUGCCGCGGGCGGCGGUGAUGCGGAAGGAUGGAGUGGAAGUGCGGAUAGGCAAGGGAGAAGGAGGUGUAGAGGGGGCCUGUGUCGUCGUGCUGGAGAUACCGAGCGAGGGGGUCGAGUUGCCUGUAUUUCCGGGAGCGACGGGGCGGAUGAUGGUGGAUCUCGCAGGUCGGAAGUGGGAAACUGUCGCGAUCCACUCCAAUCUCAUUCGAGAUACGGCCGCAUCAUAUUCUGCCAUUCUUCCCAUCGCCCAUCCAUAUCUCACAUACACCCAUCAUACACCCACCAUGGAACAGGCCCAACCCGCCAAGUCAGGCCCAUAUCGCGCCAUCUGGUCCUGGUCGACCCUCAUCAACAUCUUCAUGCUCUACCUGCUCCUCUCGCUCGCUCAGCAGCUACAGCGGAUGCGGACCGAGGUAGCGUUCAUCACGGAGGAAACGAAGGAUCUUCGGCUGUACCAUACCUGGAAUGAGGAGCGUUUGCGCGAAGCGGCAUACACGCCCAGAUGGGAGCAAGGGGCGGGUGUUGGGCGGGAGGAUACUACGGUGCAGGGUCCGGGCAGGAAGGUGGCGGAGAAGCUGGAUCAUAUGGGGGACGAUCUGAAGUGGGAUCGAGGUCAAGGCGGAGCUUGGGAUCGGGAUCAGCAGGAUACAUCUCUGGGCAGGGUGGUUGUCGGUCAUACGGACUGGGUAUGGGCGCGAUGGGUCAGACAUCCAACUGUGCAGACGCUCAGCAAGAGCUUGGGGUGGAUAUGGCACUCGCUGGUCUGGACGCUUACUAGAUAG
Messenger RNA from Dioszegia hungarica, 2550 nucleotides. RefSeq lists its product as uncharacterized. The record is from RefSeq and is a predicted model, not a curated record. The coding region runs from base 1 to 2550 and encodes 849 amino acids. The transcript has 7 exons. NCBI's taxonomy places the organism in Eukaryota, Fungi, Basidiomycota, Tremellomycetes, Tremellales, Bulleribasidiaceae.